Oryza sativa Japonica Group (Japanese rice) is the source of this 1833-nucleotide messenger RNA. Its product is annotated as UDP-glycosyltransferase 73E1. The record is from RefSeq and is a predicted model, not a curated record. Gene Ontology annotation, molecular function: UDP-glucosyltransferase activity. NCBI's taxonomy places the organism in Eukaryota, Viridiplantae, Streptophyta, Magnoliopsida, Poales, Poaceae.
UAUGCUCUAUCCAAUCUCCCACAUCAGCCACACCAUCAAAAGCUUUUUUGGCUGCCACUCGCACCGCUCUCGUGCCCACCAUGGCGCCAACGCUGGAGUCCGUUUCUGCUACGUCACCGCCGCCGCCGCCGCCGCCGCAUUUCGUCAUCGUCCCCUUGCCGGCGCAGGGCCACACCAUCCCCAUGGUCGACCUCGCGCGCCUCCUCGCGGAGCGCGGCGCCCGCGCCAGCCUCCUCGUCACGCCCGUGAACGCCGCGCGCCUGCGCGGCGCCGCCGACCUCGCCGUGCGCGCCGAGCUGCCGCUCGAGAUAGUGGAGGUCCCGUUCCCGCCGUCGGCCGCCGACGCCGGCCUCCCUCCGGGCGUCGAGAACGUCGACCAGAUCACCGACUACGCCCACUUCCGCCCGUUCUUCGACGUCAUGCGCGACCUCGCCGCGCCGCUCGAGGCGUACCUGCGCGCGCUGCCGGCGCCGCCGAGCUGCAUCAUCUCCGACUGGUCCAACUCGUGGACGGCCGGCGUGGCGCGCCGCGCCGGCGUGCCGCGGCUGUUCUUCCAUGGCCCGUCGUGCUUCUACUCCCUCUGCGACCUCAACGCCGCCGCGCACGGGCUGCAGCAGCAGGCCGACGACGACAGGUACGUCGUGCCGGGCAUGCCGGUGCGUGUGGAGGUGACCAAGGACACGCAACCAGGAUUCUUGAACUCGCCAGGGUGGGAGGACUUACGGGACGCGGCCAUGGAGGCCAUGCGCACGGCCGACGGCGCGGUGGUGAACACGUUCCUGGACCUCGAGGACGAGUUCAUCGCGUGCUACGAGGCCGCGCUCGGCAAGCCGGUGUGGACGCUGGGGCCGUUCUGCCUCUACAACCGGGACGCCGAUGCCAUGGCGUCGCGCGGGAACACGCCCGACGUCGCUCAGAGCGCGAUCACCACAUGGCUCGACGCCAUGGACACCGACUCCGUCAUCUACGUCAACUUUGGCAGCCUCGCCCGCAAGGUGCCCAAGUACUUGUUCGAGGUCGGCCAUGGCCUCGAGGACUCCGGCAAGCCGUUCAUCUGGGUGGUGAAGGUGUCGGAGGUGGCCACGCCGGAGGUGCAAGAAUGGCUGUCCGCGCUGGAGGCCCGUGUGGCGGCGCGCGGCCUCGUGGUCCGCGGCUGGGCGCCGCAGCUCGCCAUCCUGUCGCACCGCGCCGUCGGUGGCUUCGUCACCCACUGCGGCUGGAACUCGAUGCUGGAGUCCAUCGCCCAUGGCGUCCCCGUCGUGACGUGGCCGCACUUCUCCGACCAGUUCCUGAACGAGCGGCUCGCCGUCGACGUGCUCGGCGUCGGCGUGCCGGUCGGCGUGACGGCGCCCGUGCUGCUGUUCGGCGACGAGGCCAUGGCGGUCACCCGGGGUGACGUCGCGCGGGCGGUGUCAAAGCUCAUGGACAGCGGCGAGGCCGAGUCCGACGAGAGGAGGAGGAAGGCGAAGGAGUACGGGGAGAAAGCUCGCAGAGCCAUGGAGAAAGGAGGAUCCUCGUACGAAAGCCUGACGCAGCUGAUACACAGCUUCACCCUGCAGGGAGCCAAGAACGCUCCAGAACAGUAAACAGUGGAGGUGCAAACAAAAGCACAUUUGAAUCCAGAAGUUACACACUGUUUUCUGAAUAUUUUUCCUUUUUGUUGGCAUCAGAUUUACACUGAUUUACUUCUUCAAGUCAUCUGUGUUUCUUAUUCUGAAGAAGUUAAUGGAUAAUGUAAUUUUAGUAGUGAACAGACUUUCUUCACAAUAUGGACUGAGAAUCCAAGAAAUGCAUGCCUUUUCAGAAAUCAGAAUAUUUCUAGUUGGAACCAAA